Messenger RNA from Trichoderma breve, 702 nucleotides. RefSeq lists its product as uncharacterized. Lineage: Eukaryota; Fungi; Ascomycota; Sordariomycetes; Hypocreales; Hypocreaceae. The coding region runs from base 1 to 702 and encodes 233 amino acids. The transcript has 3 exons. The record is from RefSeq and is a predicted model, not a curated record.
AUGGCUCCGCUCAAGAUAAUUGGCGCAGGCUUUGGUCGAACAGGCACGCUGAGUCUCUGCUAUGCCUUGGAUAUGCUCGGAUAUAACUGUCACCAUAUGGAAAAGCUGAUUUUAGAUCCAUCGCAAGACCCUGAGGCGUUCAAGGAUGCGUAUCACACUCGAACUGCAGACUGGGACAAAAUCUUUGCCAACUAUGACGCAGCCGUGGACUGGCCAGCUGCCGAGUUCUGGCCUGAGCUUUUGAAGCAAUACCCAGAUGCCAAGGUGAUUCUUACCGUGCGCGAUCCAAACGACUGGUACGCUUCUGUGGGCAAAACGAUCAAGGAAUGGCCGAUGGACUCUACCAUCCGAUGGCCAGAGCGAAUGCUAAAGACAAGAGCCAUGGCACGAGUCAUUGUCAAGGAGGGAGCUCUAAAGGACUACGCAAACAAAGACUUAAUGAUUUCCAAGUUUAUGGAAAAUAUUGAGCGCGCCAAGGAGACUGUUCCAGAGAAUCAGCUCCUGAUUUUCCGACCUAGUGAGGGCUGGGGUCCUCUUUGCAAGUUCUUGGACAUGCCCGAGCCAGAGGCUGAGUUCCCUCGGUGCAAUCGUCGCGAAGAUUUUGUAGAUAGAUUGCGCUGGGUGAGAGAGUCCCUGGAGAAUGGCAAGUUUCUUUCAGCAAUGCCAUACAGAGGAGACGUUAUCAAUGUGAGUUCAAACUAA